AUGUAUGUGGAGACUGCUAAAGCAAACACACAAGAAAGCAAUGCUUGGAAAUUAAACUUUGAUGGAGCCUCAAAUGCUGUGGGUAAUGGGAUCGGGGCAGUCUUAGUUUCUCCAGACGGUGAUCAUUAUCCGUUCACUAGCAAAUUAGAUUUUGAUUACACAAAUAACAUGGCGGAAUAUGAAGCAUGUAUCAUGGGAAUCCGUGCGGCUAUAGAACACAAAAUCAAGCUCAAAGGCGAAUGGGAAACAAGAGACCCCAAGUUGAUUAGUUAUCAGAGGCUAGUUCUGGAAUUAAUUGAGGAGUUUGACGAUGUCACCUUUUUUUAUCUCCCACGAGAUGAGAAUCAGAUGGCUGACGCUUUAGCUACAUUGGCUUCCAUUAUCAAAGCAACGGAGAACAAUAAGAGAACGUUGAGAAGACUGGCUAUCGACUAUGUCUUAGAUGGAGAGAUCCUGUAUAGAAAAGGCAAGGAUCAGAUGCUACUAAGAUGCGUGGACUCUGUUGAGGCCAAACAAAUCCUGGAAGAGGUCCAUGAUGGUGUCUGUGGAACACAUGCCAAUGGUUUCACAAUGGGCAUGGACGUCAUUGGACCGAUAUCACCGAAGGCUUCAAACGGACAUCGUUUCAUCUUUGUAGUGAGUGACUACUUUACUAAGUGGGUAGAAGCUACUUCUUACGCCAGCAUCAUGAAAUCGGCAGUCAGUAAAUUCUUAAAAAAGGAGAUCAUAUGCCGGUACGGGAUACCCGAAAGGAUUAUAUUUGACAACGCAUUGAACUUGAAUAACAGCACAAUAGCAGAGGUCUGUAGUCAAUUUAAGAUCAAGCACCAUAACUCAUCGCCAUAUCGUCAAAAAAUGAAUGGCGCUGUGGAGGUAGCGAAUAAGAAUAUCAAGAAGAUUGUGGGGAAAAUGACUGAGACCUAUAGAGAUUGGCACGAGAAGUUACCGUUCGCCCUCUAUGCUUAUCGAACGUCUGUCAGGACUUCCACCGGGGCAACACCAUUCUCUUUGGUUUAUGGAAUGGAGGCGGUGCUACCAAUUGAGGUUGAAAUUCCCUCUCUUCGAGUUCUAUCAAAACUAAAGUUAGGCGAAGCAGAAUGGGUCAAAUUCUGA
This is a messenger RNA of Gossypium raimondii (Peruvian cotton), 1113 nucleotides long. RefSeq lists its product as uncharacterized. Gene Ontology annotation, biological process: DNA integration. The transcript has 4 exons. The coding region runs from base 1 to 1113 and encodes 370 amino acids. Gene Ontology annotation, molecular function: RNA-DNA hybrid ribonuclease activity; nucleic acid binding. The record is from RefSeq and is a predicted model, not a curated record. Lineage: Eukaryota; Viridiplantae; Streptophyta; Magnoliopsida; Malvales; Malvaceae.